This is a messenger RNA of Thelazia callipaeda (thelaziosis nematode), 1812 nucleotides long. Lineage: Eukaryota; Metazoa; Nematoda; Chromadorea; Rhabditida; Thelaziidae. The record is from the annotation of a GenBank genome assembly.
AUGUUGUGGUACUCAGUAAUUGUAAUACUACUUGCUCUAUCUAUCUAUUCCACACUAGCAUUUUGUCCAUCAUUUUUGAAAAAUCAAACAGCUUGCACGUGUUUUGAUUACAUUGAUGGUGUCGUGAUACGAUGUAACGGUCAAAAUGGACCAGCUGUGGUCGAACAACUAAAAAAAACACCAAUAGAAAUACGCGAAUUAGCUUUAGAAAAUGCCAAUAUUGUCGAGAUUGGACGGAAUGCGUUCAAAAAUUUGCGAAUCAAAAAACUUAUUUUGGAUAAUAACCGAAUUCGGGCACUGCAUCCUGACGCAUUUCGUGGACUGGAAUCAGUAAUGGUUGAACUUUCAAUUUCCAGAAAUAAACUUUCUGCUGUCCCAACUGAUUCUUUAAGUACAAUGCGUGCUUUAAGUGUGCUCAGUCUACGUUGUAACAAUAUUGGUGAUAUCAAAACUCCAGCAUUCCGCAAUAUGUCCAGUCUAAUUGACUUAAACCUUGGCUGCAACCAGAUUUGCAAUAUAGAAGGACCAGUAUUCAAUGACGUGAAGAACACCUUGCAAAAUUUAGUACUUGAUAAUAACUGCUUAUCUACUGUACCAUCCGAUGCACUGAAAGGUCUGGACAAUCUUAUUGGUCUUCACUUGAAAUAUAAUCAGAUUAAACGAUUGGAGAAUAUGCAAUUAACCAAUCUGAGUAGUCUAACCAUUUUAUCCCUCACAGGAAACCAAAUUUCUGCUAUUGAAAACGAUUUUAUGCCUCAAUCUGACAGUUUACGCUAUCUUUAUUUGGGUUCCAACAACUUAACAAAAAUUCCAGCAGGAAUGUUUGACCAGUUUAAACAAGUACAGGUUAUUGACAUGAGUUACAAUUAUUUCACCGACAUAAUGGGCGAUAUGUUCUCUGGUUUGGAGCAUUUGCAGCAUCUAAAUCUUGAAGGCAAUCAAAUUAAGAAUGUUGCACCCGGAGCAUUUGCAACUACACCAUUACUAUUGUUAUGGCUACCAAACAAUUGCUUACAAUUUGUGUCACCAAAUAUGUUCCAAGGUACACCUUUCCUGCGACAGGUGUCACUUGCCAAUAACAAUAUUAGGACCAUAAAACCUUUGAGCUUUGCACAUCUAGCUAAUUUGCACACUCUGGACCUAUCACAUAACAAAAUACAAGCCCUUGAACCAGGUGCUAUUAUUGGCUCGGAUUACCUUAUGGUUCGAUUACAAGAAAAUCCUAUGGUCUGCUUACAAGAUGGUUUUCACGUGAUGAAUGGUAAUGAAGCAAUAAACCUUACAACAGAGCCCAAUUUAGUUUGUCAAACAAACUACACAAAUAACGUAGAAGACGUAUGCCCUAAGAGCAAUGAUUCACCACAAGCACAACCAUGCUGCUCAAAAUCUGUAACAAAACUUGACAAACCAUACUCAACAACUUCCCUUUUGGUCACAACUACAUUUUCAACAACUCAAUCGAUAAAGAGCUCUCCAAAAAUCCAUCGGAACGGUAUUCACAAAAAAAAGUUUAAUUUAGAAAGGUUUAUGCGUCUUUCUCAGCGACCUGCUGGAUAUCGAACAUCACCCUUCUUAGGACAUCGCAAACUAGCACAAACAAAACCUACUGAAAGUGCUUUGCAAAGAAAAACAAAUGCGACUAAAGCAAUGAAAAACGAACGAUCUCCAAGACUGGAAAAAUAUUUAGAAAGGAUCCGGGCUCAGUUACCUCCAUAUAUCCGUACAGAGUCGAAAGAUAAGGAAGAAUUCGUAGAAUUUGUGUCGGACAGUAAUGUUGAUUCAGUGCAAACACAAGAUCGUAAACAGCAAUGA